Molecule: messenger RNA, 2133 nt
Organism: Gymnodraco acuticeps
Lineage: Eukaryota; Metazoa; Chordata; Actinopteri; Perciformes; Bathydraconidae
Gene: irf8
Product: interferon regulatory factor 8
Exons: 9
Coding region: 123-1400 (425 amino acids)
Biological process (GO): immune system process; regulation of transcription by RNA polymerase II
Cellular component (GO): nucleus
Molecular function (GO): DNA-binding transcription factor activity, RNA polymerase II-specific; RNA polymerase II cis-regulatory region sequence-specific DNA binding; protein binding
Source: RefSeq, a predicted model, not a curated record
CAUUCAUAACACCGAGCACAAUAAUACAUUUUACAGACAGACGUCCAUCACCAUCUCAGGAUAUAACACACAGGGCUGACAGCUCAUCAAACUGGAACUCUCCAGAACAUCCUUUCUCCAGCAUGAUGUCAAACACGGGAGGUCGCAGACUGAAGCAGUGGCUGGUGGAGCAGAUCCAGAGCGGGCAGUACUCGGGACUGCUGUGGGAGGAUGAGAGCCGCACUAUGUUCCGAAUUCCAUGGAAACACGCAGGGAAACAGGACUACAACCAAGAAGUAGACGCAUCCAUUUUCAAGGCCUGGGCUGUGUUUAAAGGCAAGUUUAAGGAGGGGGAAAAGGCUGAGCCCGCAACAUGGAAGACCAGACUCCGCUGUGCUCUGAAUAAAAGCCCUGACUUUGAGGAGGUGGCAGAAAGGUCGCAGCUGGAUAUCUCUGAGCCCUAUAAAGUUUACCGUAUUGUGCCCGAGGAAGAGCAGAAGAAUGGCAAAAGCUCAGUGAUGACCAUGGCAGGGACCACCAGCUCUGGUGAUAUAACCGACAUGGACUGCAGCCCUGCAGCGAUAGAGGAGCUCAUUAAAGAGGAGGAAAGCCAGGCCAGUAGUAUCCAGGCCAGUCCAGAAUAUUGGUCCCAAGGCAGCAUCAAUGCUUUCCCUCUGCAUCAGGACCUUUUGCCCACAGGCAAUAUCAGCUCAGCUUUUUCCCAGAUGAUUGUCAGUUUCUUCUAUGGAGGAAAGCUGAUGCACACGACACAAGUUACUCAUCCUGAAGGCUGCCGGAUCUCCCCACAACAGCACCUGGGACGUGGCGCUCUCUACAGUUCAGACAGCAUGCAGAGUGUUAACUUCCCUCCUGCUGAGCUCAUAGAGCAUGACCGCCAACGCCAUGGCACACGUAAGCUCCUGGGCCACCUGGAGAGAGGGGUACUGGUCCGUGCCAACCAAGAGGGCAUCUUCAUCAAAAGGCUGUGCCAGAGCCGGGUCUUCUGGAGCGGGCUGGCAGAAGUGGGCUCACAAUACAGCCCCAUGCCUUCUAAACUGGACAGGGAUGCCGUAGUGAAGAUUUUCGAUACAGGAAAGUUUCUUCAAGCUCUACAGCUGUACCAGGAUGGCCAGUUUCCUGCUCCUGAUCCGACAGUGACUCUGUGUUUUGGAGAGGAGCUCCAUGAUCUCAGCAAUGCCAAGAGCAAACUGAUCAUUGUGCAGAUCACGGUGUUAAACUGUCAGCACCUGCUGGAGGCAGUAAACAUGCGUCGCUCCCAGCCUUACUGCAAUAACCCAAACCUGGACAUGUCUGACAAUUUGGCCAGUGAUCAGAUGGCUCGCAUCUACCAGGACUUGUGCAGCUACAGCGGCCCCCAGAGGCCAGCCUGCUACAGGGACAACAUGCCUAUCACUGCUUGAACUGUGAGCAGCAACACACCGCAGAAGCUGUUUAUUGUGCACAAGACUAUAUACAACAUGUUAGGGACAUUCCUUAUUUUACUGCCACACUGAUAAGGUGAAUUCAGGUUGAAGCCAGUAGUUAGAGCUGCAGCUUAAUAUUUGGAUGUUCCUAAUAUUUUGUAUCACUUAUGUUUAUAUAUUUUGUAUUCAUAUAUCACUGACCAACUUCUUGUUUCCAACUUCUGCUUCUACUUUUAGAGGGCUAUUAGAGUUUUAUAAUCCAAAUCAAGAGAAAACUUGGCAUUUAUUUUCAUACCUUACAAAUAUAUCUGUAAAUAUUUCUCACUCUUGUAUUCCUGUGGCAAAGCAUAUUUUUUAUUUUAAGAGCCAUGUUCUUUUUUGAUUUUUAAGCUGAGUUGUUUUGUUUGCAUAAGCAGAUGAUAUACAAUAUAUAGGCUGUAGGAGCGGUUGUGGUAAAUAGUCGUUUACAAAAGGGUAAGUGGUCCAAUCCCCAACCUAUGCUUCCAACAGGUUAUAAAUACCUAGGGCAAGAUGCUGGACCCCAAAUAGCUCCCAAAGGCUUUGCCGUUGGUGUAGAGGUGCUUUAUAAGAUGCUUAUGAUAAAUUAGAUGUAAUGUAUCUCAAUUCUUGUUGUAUGGAAUUUUAGAUGGAAUGUGGCACUGUGUUAGAUAGGUUUUACUAUCACUGUUUUAUAAAGUCCUUUUCUAGUAAAACUAUAUUUGUACUGAAA